This is a messenger RNA of Suillus subalutaceus, 612 nucleotides long. RefSeq lists its product as uncharacterized. The coding region runs from base 1 to 612 and encodes 203 amino acids. The record is from RefSeq and is a predicted model, not a curated record. The transcript has 3 exons. NCBI's taxonomy places the organism in Eukaryota, Fungi, Basidiomycota, Agaricomycetes, Boletales, Suillaceae.
AUGACAAAAAUCAAGCAAAGUGAAGAUAAGCAAGACCACCGCAGCGACGACAACACAGCCGAGAUCAAGCAAUACGAAAGCAAGAAAAAAGCAAAAAUCAAGCAAAAUCAAGGCGAGAUGAAACGAGAUCCUGUCCUCGGCCCACGCAUCACCCCAGACAAGCGCUACGAUAAACAAGACUACGACAGUGAUAAAACGCCUGAAAUCAAAGAAACAAAAAUCAAGCAACGCCCCCAGCAACAAAACGUCAAAAUCAAGCAAAAUCAAGUCAAGUCAAAGCAAGGUUCCGUCCUAGUCCGACGCAUCACUUCAGACAAGCGCCACGAUAAGCGCACGAUAAGCAAGACCAUGAAUCAAAGACAGGCCCAAAUCAAGAAAAGUCAAGGAUCAGACUACGAUAACGCACCACAGUCAGACAAGGACAAGAGACGCAACAGACUACGGACACGAUACAACACAAUACAAAACGAUCCGACAGACUACGAGACACGACACACUAUACUACAAUCGAUACAAGACAAACAUCCGAUAAGCAUAACAAGGGAAUAUGCGCAGUUAGGUUCAACCACCACGUUAGAGUUUAGGGUUCAACCCCACCCCCCCACCCGUUAG